Molecule: messenger RNA, 2555 nt
Organism: Paramisgurnus dabryanus
Lineage: Eukaryota; Metazoa; Chordata; Actinopteri; Cypriniformes; Cobitidae
Product: ribosomal protein S6 kinase-related protein
Biological process (GO): protein phosphorylation
Molecular function (GO): protein serine/threonine kinase activity; ATP binding
Source: RefSeq, a predicted model, not a curated record
ACCAUUGGGCAGUUGUAGAGAUGUGACUUCUGGAACAGCUGUGCUUCUUGUGUUAAAUAAAAAUGGUGCGUUGAAUAAUGAAACUGGAUUUGAUUGUAUGGAAGACUUUUGUAGAAUAAUCUCUGGGCUUUUCGUUUUAUUCACUUAUUGUUUGCAACAUGUAAUGGGCGUGCGAUGGGCGGAGACGAAAGUAAAAAUAAGUCACCAGCAUCACAGGAGAAGGUGAGAUCCCUGUCCUGUCGCAAGAGGUUUCUGUCUCUCCCCACUCAAAUUCCUCAUAGUCUGUUUAGACGCAAUAGAUUCUCCAAACCUUCGCAGAAAGACUCAAACGCACAGUGGACACUUCCAGCUUUCAUUUCUGUUUUCCUCCCCGAGUUUCCACAGAGGUUUACAGGACAUGUGCAUUUACAGAUUCUUGGGUUUAUAGCUAAAGGCUCAUUUGGUCCUAUCCUAAAGGUGAAGGAUGUAUGUAAAGAUGUGACGUAUGCUAUUAAGGUUUUACCCAAAGCUGAGGUUUUGAAGCACAGAGUUCUCCAGCAGUCAAAAGAAGAGGUUAUAAUUCAACGACAAGUCAGACAUCCUUUCCUCCUCAGUCUCCAGGACUGCUGGCAGAGUCCGAACAAUCUCUUCAUCAUGUGUGAUUAUUGCAGUACUGGGGAUCUGUAUACUUACUGGACACUGAAGGGCUGUUUUGAUGAGAAAGAGAUUCAAGUGUUUGCUGCCGAAUUGGGAUCUGCUUUGGGUUUUCUACAUGACGUUGGAAUAAUACAUAGGGAUGUGAAGAUGGAGAACGUCCUACUGACUGAUGAAGGUCACCUCCGCUUGACUGAUUUUGGGCUGUCUCGUCGCCUUGAGCGUGGGGAUAGAGCCUUCACUAUCUGUGGCACAAUACAAUACAUGGCUCCUGAGGUCCUUUGUGGUGGUCCCUAUGGCCACGCGGCAGACUGGUGGUCUCUUGGUAUUCUCAUCUACGCUUUGGGCACUGGAGGGUUUCCUAUUCCUGCGGAAGCAGACCACUGUAAGAUGCUGGCCAGGGUCAGUGAACAUCCUUAUGACAUGCCUGCCGGUAUCAGUCCAGAUUUGGCCUUUCUGCUCAUAGAGCUUCUUUGCAAGAUCCCCACACGACGCUUGCGUUCCCUGGAGCUCUUCCAAAACCAGAGGUUUUUCCACGGCAUGUCCUUUGAUUCCCAAAUGUUGCAGAAAAGUCCCGUCGAGCCAAUCCUGGAGCUAAAGGAUCAUCCUGACCGACAGGAAAAGUCCACGAGAGGUCUAUCAUUAGAUCUGCUUCAGAAUUUUGAGUGUGACCUGCUAAACUCUUCAUCCUUUUCCUAAUAAAGAUUGGGGUGAACAAAGUUACCUCACAGACUGGAGCAACAGGAAACACGUUCUCUAUAAAUAAACACUUCGUAUUCUUUCUGAAACUCUAGUGCUGUCCUUCUGCCAAAGACCAGUGCUUGAAUUGAGGGGGGGCUGGGGGGAUCCGGGACCCCCCAUAAGGCAUUAGGGACCCCCUAUAAGAUGUCAAAAUUAAUCUUAGGGGGGUCCCUCAGAUAUUUUUAUUUUAGUACAGAUAAUGCUGACAAACUCAAAUAGAUGAUCAAGGUCAAAUUAAACAAGCAGGUAUUUCUGUGCAAAAUAAUAACGUAUAGUGUCUAUAAAAUCAUUAAUUUCGGUAUUUUUCUUGUUAUAAAUUAACAUUUAAGCAAUUGUAUAUAAAGUUUAGUUUUUAUCAUUUACAGCAACAAUCACAAAUUAUAUGUAUUAUUUGUCUGUUUAUCAUAAAUACUUUGACACAUUAAAUUUUAAAAUUAAAUAAGAUUGCUGAACUUAGCCGGGAGUUCCCAGGCAGGAUCACAUUUGUUUUUUCAGGUUUAGUUAUCAAAAAUGCUUUUUUGUUAAUUCUUUGUGUGAUGUUCUGAACAUUGUGGCUUUAAAAUGUUAUGAUGAAUCAUUUAACGAAUGUUUAUCCUGCCUUUCAUUUUAACUUAAAAGUGUAAAAUACCACACGAACAUAAAUUGGAUGCAUUUAGGUUUACUUGUUCUUUAAUAAUUUCAUAAUUAUUGUCAGUGGCAUCACUAGGUCCUUUUAAAAUUUCUGCCCAGUCCACCUAAAAAAAAUCUGAUUUGUACACAAAUUCGUGGUCGCUUUUAAGUCCUAUUUAAAUCUUAGCGGUCUUCGGCUCCGCUCUGUCAUUCAGCAAAUUUUUUAAUUUUUUUUGGAUCCUGCAGCCAUGGAUCAAAGUAUAGUGUACAUUAACUGAUGACAUCUGCAUCUGUGUAGUUCUUAAAUAAAAUAAAAAACAACACUUACAAAAUGUGAUGUUGGAGCAUUAUUUUUAUAUAUAUAUUUUUGCUUAUGUCAUGUUGCAUGGUGGGGACCCCCCAUAAGACCUGAUUCAAUUCGAGCACUGCCAAAGACUAAAUGAAAUAUAUUUAUAUAUUGUAUAACAUGAACAUACUUUUUAAUGUAAUGGUAUGCUUUGAUUAUAUUUUUCGUUUCGAAAGAGCAAACAAAAUUAAAUGUUCUAAUAUGAAAGAAAAUUAGUUGACACUUC